This is a messenger RNA of Brachypodium distachyon (stiff brome), 2694 nucleotides long. Its product is annotated as condensin-2 complex subunit H2. Bases 243 to 2300 code for a protein of 685 amino acids. Lineage: Eukaryota; Viridiplantae; Streptophyta; Magnoliopsida; Poales; Poaceae. The record is from RefSeq and is a predicted model, not a curated record. Gene Ontology annotation, molecular function: chromatin binding. Gene Ontology annotation, cellular component: nucleus; condensin complex. The transcript is spliced from 11 exons. Gene Ontology annotation, biological process: mitotic sister chromatid separation; meiotic chromosome condensation.
AUCCAUCGAGCGGGAGAGCUCCAAAAUCCAAAAUUUCCCCAAUCCCCUCCCAAGUCCCAACCCUAACCCCCUUCCUUCUCCCUCUUCCCCUCCACGCUCCCCGUUCCAAGCACCCUCCCCUCCGGCGGUCCACGCUUCUAGGUUCAAAGCCAGCACCCGGCAAGAAUGCCUCCUCGCGCCCAGUAGCUUCGUGGUCCGAGCGCGAGUCCAAAAAAAAAAAGCUUCGGGUUCGAGGGGAAGUCAUGGAGGACGGCAGCGGCGGCGGAGAGGGGAGCACCAGCGGAGGGAGGUUCCAGAUACUGCAGGCGAACCGGGACCCCGAGUCGAACUGGGAGUUGGACGUCGCCAAGAGCCUCGAGGAGUACCUCCUCAAGAUCUGCUCCGGCGAGAUCUCCGGCGAAGACGGGGCCCACAACGUCAACUUCGCCGAAGCGGCGCUAUUACUCCAGGGAUCAGUUCAAGUUUACAGCCGCAAGGUGGAGUACUUGUACUCAUUGGUGCUAAAUGCGUUGGAAUUUCUCUCGCAGAAUAAGCAAGAUCAACAACAAAAGGGUUCUGCGGAAGCUAAUGAAAAUGAUCCUAGCAUUACUCCCAAUGAAGAAGAUGAUAUGUUUGUAGGGUUAGAUGAUGUUCCAGCGGAAACAAGAACCACUUUGGAUAACAGUCUUGACCGAGAUGAUUUGCGAAGAAAAAUUGUGAGGCCACCGGCAAAUCUAUUGGUGUUUGAAGGAGACGGUAUUGAUAGCGAAGCAAGCGAGCUGGAUUCGUAUUUGUUAGCAACAUGUGGUUUUUAUGGAGAUUUUCUCCUGCUAGAUCCAUGUGAUGCACCAGCUGUUGUUGACUUUUUGCAAGGAAAAAAAUCAGGCGAAGAAGAUAUUCUGACUCACAAAGGUGGCUUGGCACGGUCUAAAAGUCGAAACAAUAUCUUCACUUCCCCAAAUGGAAGAUCUGGGGGUACUGGUCUAAGACGAACCCCUGGGAAAGUCCAAGAAGGAAAUCUAGAUCAAACUCAGGAGAGCAAUCUUGAUCAAUCUCAAGAAAUAAAUCCAGAUCAAACUCAAGGAGAUGCGUGUGACUUCAAAGUAAAUGACAGUAAUUGGUCUGAUCAUCCUGUUGACCAUGAUUUUCCUGAUGCGAACAUGUCCCAGCCAGAUGAUGCAGAUGCUGGGUGCCCAGAUCUUGGGGAUGAUUCUGAUGAUGAGGAUCCAUAUAAACCUUUGAAUCCCCAUGAUCCUGGCAACCUAAAGAUCAGACCUUAUAGGAGAGUUAAAGGUUUUGCGAGACAUGUUAUUGGUGCUCCAAAGAAGAAAACUCUUGCAUAUCUAUUUCCUAUGGCAAAGAUGGAUGGUGUUGUUAGUCCUGAACUAGCAAAAUCUUUUGAAGUGCAUAUGUCUCAGCAGGAAAAACUCCAUGCGUCCGAAUCACUUCCUCUUUAUGAAAAGCUUAGGAUGUCACUUGAAACCGGAGAUGAAAAUUGCCAUGUGUUUGGAGAUUUGAAGGAUGACAAUGAGCCCAAUAUUGCUGUGAAUGAUUUUGAUGAUAUUAAUGAGCCAGAUACGCUGAAUGAUAUGUAUGACAUGGAUGUUAAUAUGGACAUACCAACAUACACAGAUAAGAAGGAUGACGCACCACUUGAUGAGGCUCAAGUUACACAGGAAAGCAUGGAUGGACAUGAAAGCCUUGAGGAUUUGUGUCGGUCACAUCUGGAUCUUCUACUUGCUAGCAUAGCUGAGGCCGAACAGCAGACCGAGCUGGAUGCACGAGUUUCAACUUGGAAAGAACGAAUAGAGCAUGCCUUGGAAGAGCAGGAUAGAAACCCGCCUUUUGAUAUCGGUGUUUAUGGAGAGCAAAUCCUUCACACACUCUCAUCAAAAGCUGACACAGGGACUGCGUCAUUCAGUGAGAUUGUUAGUGGCAAACCAAAGUAUGAAGCUGCAAGAACAUUCUCUGCCCUUCUCCAGCUGGUGAACGGCAGAAGUGUUGAUUUAGACAAAGGACUAAAAGGACAAGCUACGAAUGAGUUGGUGUGUUACACAGCUGCCAACCCAUUCCAUGUAAAGCUCAUUGGUCCCAACCGGAGACCAGAAAUGGAGGCACGUUUCGCACGUAAGAGAGUCAAGUCCCCUCAACAAAGCUGCGGCGAAGAUGGUGGGCCCUCUCUGGUGCAACAGAAGUCUUCUAAGGAGAAGCCACAUAAAAAUGGCAAGGCUUCAGUUAAGGCAGCAGUUGGAUUGACACCUGACGGGAAGCGAAGGCGAAAGUCGGUACUGGUGCAGGCAUUCAAUCUGGAAUUCAGCUGAUGCAAUGGUGUCAGACUUCUGACUCUGGGCAUUAGUAGUGUAAUCUUUCUAUCUUGUAUUGUUGAUUGUCUAGCUGAUGUCAAGGGGCUGAUGAGCACAGGGUAAAUUAGUAAGUUGUGAUUUAGGGCCUAGCUAGAGUGCUAAGAUGGUACUCCCUCCGUCCCAAAAUAAGUGACAAUUUGUAUAAGAAUCUGUACAAAUCCAUGUCACUUAUUUUGGGACAGAGUGAGUAUAUAUUUGUACAAUAGACCAUCAUGUUGCUCUUGUUCUGUAUGUAUAUUAUUAUCAACCCCAAGUGUAAUCUUAACCUGGCAAACUUUGGGGGGCUAGAAAUGCCCUUGUAUGGGCAAACACAUUGAUUAAAAUUCGUUAUAUAAUUCAGUAAUUUGUACUA